AUGAAAUGUUUCCCCGGUCCUGAGACGGGGCUAUCGAGAAUCGCCUUGCGGAUCUUGUCGGUUCUAGCUGCUGUGGGUGGCAUUGUUGCUGUCAGUGGCGUGAGGUAUUAUGCUGAGCAGUUUUACUACUAUUUCAUUCAUUGCUGUCCUCCUGGAUAUUGCAUCUUUGUCGACUUUAUCAUUUUCGCUGCGUCGGCCUUUCUCAUCGUUGUUUCGAGCUUUGGGGCCGCUUUUGGGGGAUUCGGCCUUGUUGGACGUGCAAUUGCGGUUUUUGUUUUUGCGGUACUUGCAUUGUAA
Messenger RNA from Penicillium verhagenii, 297 nucleotides. RefSeq lists its product as uncharacterized. The record is from RefSeq and is a predicted model, not a curated record. Bases 1 to 297 code for a protein of 98 amino acids. NCBI's taxonomy places the organism in Eukaryota, Fungi, Ascomycota, Eurotiomycetes, Eurotiales, Aspergillaceae. The transcript has 2 exons.